Molecule: messenger RNA, 4685 nt
Organism: Diorhabda sublineata
Lineage: Eukaryota; Metazoa; Arthropoda; Insecta; Coleoptera; Chrysomelidae
Gene: BORCS7
Exons: 2
Coding region: 139-456 (105 amino acids)
Cellular component (GO): BORC complex
Source: RefSeq, a predicted model, not a curated record
AUUCAGCUAUUCAAUUUCGUGGAAAAGAAGAAUAACUAUACCUUUAGUGUAGUUUGUUUUUGUUUUUGGUUGAAAUAAGUAUUGUAUGCUUCUUAAGUAUUUAUAAAAUACAAUAACAAAUUAUAUAAAACUAUUACUAUGGCGUCAGCCAGUAGUACUAGUGCUAGAUCAUUAUUUGCUGAUUCGAAAAUGCGACUUGCUGAUCGGGUACAAGUAAACGUGAACAAUAUAUCUUCCUUGGCCAGACAGAUAACUAGAGGGUCUAAAAGUACAGAGAUUCUUAUGCAUUCAUCUCGAAAUUUUGCCGUAGCAGAACAAGCGAUGGAAAAUAGUGAAAACAAUCUUAAAAAACUUCAAGCUCUUUGCACACAUGCAAAUUAUCAAUAUGAUUCUAUAAAAAAAUCGACUCGUCAACUGGAAGAAGUGAAGGAGCAAGUAUGUGCAAUGCAGAGAUAACUUUUGGGUAGUUAAUAAUAUUCCUUAAUUCACAUAUUUAUUUUUUUAUUUAUUUAUUUUAAACCAUUCAAUGACAUUGUAAUUUUUCAUAGGCAAUUUAACGCCUGAGCAAUAGUGGCAGGCACUGUAGUGAGGAUAUUUCUUUAAAAAACAAUUUCCAAUAAAAAAGAAUAUUUUUCAUUUUUAGUGCAGGGCUGUUAAGUAAAUAGUACUAAGUAAACUGACAUAAUUAGAGGUUCUGAAGAUUUUUAUUUCUUUCGAUAUGUAUUUUUUUAUUUAAAAGUGCGAAGGGUCCUAUACUAAACAAGGCAUGACCAAAGUCAGAUAUCACUAGGUACCAGAUGCAAACAGUCUGUUGAAUACUGCUAAACUAAUAACAAAUUUGAAAUAAAUAAAAUGUUGUAAAACAAAAUAGUUUAAUUCUAAUAAUUUAAAUAAAAGAUACAAAAAAUCAUCAUUACCUGUAUCUGACAAAUACAGAUUUUACCUAGGUACUUGAGUGAAAAUUAUUUUUUAAAAACUUUUAGUUUGGCCAAUAUGCUGGGUUACAUUUGGAUUAAAUAAUUAAUUAAUCUUUGUUAUUACAAACUUCCCCUGAAUUUAAUCCAUUUAACAAUAUUUUCUUUUUCUGGGGACAAACUUGGGAAUGGUCCCUUUUUUUCCACUUAGGAUAUUUUCCAUCAAAUUUUUCCCAAAGGGUAGGUCCUAGUACAUUAGAUUUUUUGUAGCAGUUACUAGAGGUAUACCAUUUUCGCAUGCAGACAAAAUUAAAGACAUCUGCUCUUUGUUCUAUGUCAAUGUUAGACAUGUGAAAUUAAAUAAAACUGUUCUUAUUUUUGUCUACUUUGUAAUACAACAUAUUCUUUAUUGCAGCUGUAAUCGAUCUAACAUGUCAACCACUAAUACGAAUCAAAAAUAUUUGCACCCAACGUCGACAUAUCCCUUAUUAAAAUUAAAAACAAAGUAACUUUGAUUUCAAGCCCCAUAGUUUAAAGGUUAUUACCUUAAAGUCACAGAAAACUAGAAAUAUCAAGUAUAUACUUUCAAUUUGAAUUUUAAGAGUUCUUACUGUAUCAAAAUUCACAGAAAUAUUGUAUCAUGAUUUAUCUGACGUUAACCCAAAUAUAUCUUGUUUACUCUACUAAAUGGCGAAAAAUCAGUUUUUUAAAGUGGUAAACACAUGAAGGGGAUCCUAUUCCUAAUUUACCUAUUAACAGAUAGAUGGAGACAAUGAUAAUUUUCCUAAUUUUGAGGAUUAAAUUAGAAAGUGUCGGCUAUAGGUACACUGUCUGGCUCUAGUGCUCUUACCUUAUAUGUAGUGCAUCUAACUACUUUUGUAUUCAAUACUAUUAUUGUAUAAAGAAUAGGAUAGUAGGUUAACCUUAUGAGGAUAUCAUUUAACGAGGUGGAGGCCACCAAUAGAUGGUAGUGGAGAGUUGGCGUUCACAGCACGACUUUUCUUUCUGUAGUCGUAGCUUGAAUUACGUGUUUUCUUAGCUUUGGUUACCGAAUUACCCCGAUAACAGAUGGCGCCAAAAUUAUUUAGAAUAUUAUAUUCAACCCUUAAGCUGUGUUGUAAAGUUUCUUAUUUUGGGUGCCUAUAGCAAAGUUGCAAUUUGAGUUCAUUAUUGUAUUGUGUUCGUGUUGUGUUAUUGUUGAGUUUCGUUGGUUGUGCAUUUGGAUUAUUUUUUUAUUUGAGAAUCUUUGAACUUUGAUAUAUAUUUCAUUUUUAAGGUAAGUGGAUAUUAUUACAUCACUACUCUCUUAGUUAAUAUAUUCAAAUUAUAAGAGGCGCUAGAUGUAUAAAUGCUACAGCUUACUGUAUAUUUAGCGAACUACUUACUAAAAUGUAUUCAUAUAACAAAUAAUCACUUCUUCUUUUCAAUUAUUUAUAGUAGGUGCUUCAAUAGUAAAAGUGAUUGCUUGACCCAAGAAUAUCUAAAGGUCAUCGCGAGUAGAUUCUACAUGUACUACAUUUUUGGGGUUUUACAGUCUUCCUGACGGAGAUUCUUUGUGUGGUCAAAAUUAAGACCUACUUUGUAUAUAUUUUCUUGAUAAAACAUAGUCCAAAUGGGUUGGGUACUGGUUAUAAAAAAAACAAUUUCCAGAAAACAAAAAUAUUAGAAUGUGAAUAGUGUUCUGAAGCAACACUAUCAUACUUUUUAACAAACAUUUUGAGCAUUUGAAAAAGUUUUAAAAUUACAAUAAAUUCACUCAAUUUGUUGGCCAUUCGAAUUUCCCACUUACAAUGUUGUAGCUGUAAAAUGCACAAGGAAUAUAUACAGGACCGUACUACUUGUAGUUUCCGAUAAUUUUUUCAAACGCUCAGUCUAUAAUUAUUAUAAUUUUAUAUCAACAAUUUCAUAAAAAGUGUAGUUAUUAUUGUUACUUUAUUUAAUAUUUCUGUUCGAUAUUUUCUUAAUACAUUCAUUUACUAAAACUUUGAGUGUUUUAUUUAGUUAUUUAAUAUGAAGGAUGCAAUUACCUCAGAGCAAAAAUCCGUGAUUCAUGACGCUUAUGCCAAAAUCUAACAUUUUUUUUAUUUACAUUCAUUUAUUUCAAUUUAUUUAUAAUGUACUUCAUAAAUUCACAUUGUAUUGAAAAUACAAAAUUUUAACUCAUCCUACUCUAUUUAUAUUGAAAUGCGUCUGUUUACAAUUUAACUGAAAGUCCAAGCAUUAGGUAAUGCCAUAAGAUGUUUAUUGCCCAACCGACCUCUGCCCUGUUAGAAUCUUCAUACUAAAAAAUUAUCAUCUAGGUAUCUUCAGAAUUAUAAGCAACAAAUAGACUUAGUAAAAUCCGAAUAUCGACGACGGCAUUUCUUCAAGACAGGACAUAUUGCACAAUGAAAGAAUUCUACAAUCUCAUUAAUUGAAUUAUUAGUACGAUAUUGUAUUAUGAUACAUUUAGUAUAUUUCAUCUCGUUUCCCAGGAAGAAACGGGAAAAUGGAUAAAUCAUAUAAAUCAACUGAAAGUUAAAAAAAAAAUACAAAAUAGCCAGGACUUAUUUUUUCGCCUCUUCAAAAUAUCAUCAAAAUAUGAAUGUUUCAAAAAUACAUUCAUGACCGAGAUUCUGAAAUCGCAAAUUCAUAUUAUUUCCGUCACCAUGGGAGAGUAUAUAUAUUUUAUAUACCUUUGUGCAAGGAUUCUUCUUUCUAUCCCAAAUUUAAGUGAUUAACAGAUUAAUGAAAAAUUAUUUGUUUCAUUUGUUAGUGAUACACGAACUCAUUACAAAAAUCUUUUUUUAUACAUUGAAAUUGGUGACAGAUAAAAUUAGUACUGAGAUUAAGUUUAUUUUCGGUUCGAGAUUAAUACAUGCUAUAACAUUAUUAGAAACAUGAUAUUUCAAAAUACGCCCUAUCUAUCUAUUGUAAAGAUUCCUAUCGAAUAGGUAAUUUGUGUCACUACAAAAAGUAAAAUCGGCAGCAAUGUACUGUCUGCUCGAAUUUCGAAGGUAAAGAAAACUUCACAUUUAGUUGGGAUCUUUCCAAAAAAAAUUCGUUGUUGGUAAUAGUGCUGUUUAUUUUAGAUGGCACUAAGCUACGGGUCAUUUUUAUGUAGAACGAGCGUAAAAGUAACUAACAACAUUGUCACUGUUCUACCAUCCUAUUCUUUAAACAAUGAUUCUAUUCAUCACAUCAUUUGACCCACCCAUCCUAAUAGUAGGGUAAGCGCUAAUUAAUAAAAUAAAUUUAUUUCAUUGUUAUAACGGCAUAUGUAUAUAUCUCCAAUUCUCAAAACAUAACUUUUUAUGAAAUAAAGAAAAUUUUGUAUCUAUUUGUUAUAUAUUAGUUUUAAUACAAUUCUCUAUCUUUUCUUGAUUGUUAAUCGUUGCAGUGAAUUAUGGAGCAUUAUGGCUAAGAUAUGACUAUUUUUUUCACUAACCUUUUUUGCCAUUUUUGGUAAUAGUAAGCUUUUAUUCUUUGUGUUUAUAGAUUUUUCUUUAUAUUCAUUCAGCAAUUCAUUAUAAUGAUACAUUAAUGAUUCUAAAGAAAAUACUUUUCUAUAUUUAGAGGAAGGUUUUCUGUUUCACAUGUAUUUCUAUGAAUUAUUUUAAGUAUUAUAUUUUGUAAGUUUUUUAGAGAUUCUAUAUUAUUUUUAUAAACACUUCCCCUUGCAAAUAUCCCAUAGCUAACUAUACUGUUGAGUAACGUAUAAUACAUUGUUAAUAAUGCUUUUGUAUGCAUUAGGUUUAGUAACUAAUUUGGAGAAUAUAAAAAUAAAAUAUU